Molecule: messenger RNA, 2439 nt
Organism: Mesorhabditis belari
Lineage: Eukaryota; Metazoa; Nematoda; Chromadorea; Rhabditida; Rhabditidae
Source: the annotation of a GenBank genome assembly
AUGAUGUACGAGGAAAAUGAGGAUUGCCGGAAAAAAAAUAUCGAGCGUCGAAGGGAAACCUCUCGUUUCGCUGCACGUGAUCGUCGCGGGAAAGAGGCCGACAUUUUCUCCGAUUUGAAAGAUGAAGUGCCGAUCGUUCACGAUGCUACAGUUACCCAUGUUGAUCGAAUCGCUUUGCUCCGUGUAGCGGCCACGUUUUGUCGGCUGAGGAAAUGCGCGGCUGAAGUACUUCGAACACGUCUCUGUCGUGAGAACACAAGUGGUAUUUGGGGUGAAGACGCACUAUUGGAAUGCUUCGAUGGCUUCAUUCUGCUCGCCGAUUCGGAUGGAACGAUUAUUUACGUAUCCGAGAGUGUCGCUUUGUUUUUAGGGCUAACACAGACGGAUCUCACCGGUCGAAAUCUCCGCGAAUUCAUGCAUCCGAGUGAUUUCGACGAAUUCGCGAAAUUGAACACUGAAAUGGGAGCACAAGCGACGAGAAAUGAAGAUCGUGGAAUGACUGGAGAAAAUAUCGUGUUACGCAUGAAGACCGUCAUCUCGCCGAGGGGACGAAACCUCAAUCUCAAAGGCGCACUGUUUAAGCCAAUUUCCUGUCUUCUGCGUGUGAUGCAUUCUGAUGGGAAUUCGAUCUCUCUCAUCCAGGGAUGCACCGUCCCAGCUGGUCAAGGAUCAAUCUCCGCCACGGCUAAUGCCAUCACAAAGAAUGGUGAAUCGCCAAAUGGAACAUUCAUGACUCGGCAUACGUGUGACAUGAAGAUCAGCUAUGUUUCCGAUACGUUCAAUUUCAUUUUAAAGAAUGACGCUCGUUCAUUGAUGGGAUGCUCGUUUUACGAGUUGGUUCAUCCAGCCGAUGCGCACAUUGUGCACAAGUCAAUUCGCGAACUCUUUCAAAAGGGACAUGUGCGGACUCCAUUCUAUCGCCUCGUUGCAGCGAACAAUAACCUUGCAUGGGUGAUGACUGAAGCUACAACGAUCAACCACACAACUCGAGGACAAAAGGGACAAUAUGUCAUCUGUAUUCACUAUGUAUUGGGAAUUCAAGGCGAAAGCGAGAGUUUGGUGAUGUGUUCAGAGUCUCAACCGGCUGGAAUGCCCGUGCUGAAGACGAUAAAAGCCGAAGUGGAUUGUCAAGAAGGAGAGGAUAUUGUUGGCAAAGAAUUGGUUGGCCGACAGCCGGCCAUUUUGGAGUGUUUCGAUUUCACUCCACUCGUCGCUCCAUCCGAUGAGAUCAUGAUCGGUUCUCCGUCGCAAAUCACGCAAAAUAAUGGACGAGCGACGAGGAAUCUGUCACCUGAAUCGCGGAAGACAAGCUACGAUGCGGUGCUUCAAUGGCUAUUUCGAGAUCGUCCGAGCAGUCCGGCUCCGCGAUAUAGAGAAGGACACGACGGCGGGGCAACGCUUUCCCCUAGCCACCAUUCAUUCGCAACGAGCUCCGGACCGGCAUCAAAGCGAAGUCGUCACGAAGUCGACUACCCCUCACCCUCUGGCCCCCAUUCCGUCCCCGCUCCAAUCACCGCAAUCCGGCCUAGAACCGACUCAUUUGGAGGCUCAUCAACAACUAGAGAAUCAAACACAAAGGAAUCACCAACUGGAGUAUCAAGGGGCUCAGCCCAACCCUCUCACUCGGGCUACUCCCCAUUGGCCGAAGGUCUUGCCGAUUGUGCUUUGCGGUCUCCAAUCGAUCCCCUCUCCCCUCAACACACGAGAAUUAUGGGAGACAACCAAUUCCAAAUGGGAAGAUCAAUUGGUGGCGGAUCCAAUGGAAUUGAUGCAACCGCACACCGCCCACGAGGUCUUCCCGCCGUUUCAUCAAAUGGCACUCACCCACUGCUCGCCCCUCACUCGCGGGGGUCCAUGUUCCCCGCUCUGUCUCCUUCCACUCCUCUUCAUCAAACGAUCCCCACCACUUCCGCAAAUCACCAGCAACUCAUCAAUGGUGAUCAACGGAAAGAAGCAAUUCUCCAAGAAAGAGCCGAUGCCGUCAAUAAAGCCCUUGCGGAUCUAGAUUUUCCCUUCGAAGAUCUCCACAGUGUCGCUCCAUUCGUGCCCCAAGAAGAGCUGCAACCAAUCUCCGAAUCAGUGGCCAAAGAUUUCCAAACGCUUUUCCCCGAUUUGCCCGAUUGGACACCAACCGAACCAGUCGCCUCAGCUGGAAGAAUGGCAAAAGUUGAUGAAGAUGGAGUGGAUGAGGAUGCGAAUCAAAAUGCUGACGGUCCCUCCUCGAAACGUGUCUUCUACCCAUCACCUCCGACUGCAUCUCCAUCUUCCCUCCCAUCAAUCCCCUCUUCAUCUUCAUCUUCAUCUUCAUCUUCCUCAUCCGUUUUUCCAUCUCAGCCCUCCAAUUCCUCUCAUCAUUUUGUCCCGCAAUCACCGCAAAUUCUCCCGUCACCGUCAAGGAAUUCACAAAAUGGUGUUUUCCCAGCACAAAACGGGGUACUG